UCUCUGCUGCUUUGUUCGAGAAGCUCUGACGAAGAAGAUGGGUGAAGAAGAAGCAGUAGCAGAAGAAAAUGGUGGAGAAUCAGGAGAACAAAACUCAUCCUGGCCUACUAUGAGAUUUGAUGUCUCUCCUUAUAGAACGCACCAUUUCUCUAAGCAGUUCAGGACCGCUCGAAACCCUAAUAAUUUCCUCAAGGGUCUUAAAUGGUCACCUGAUGGUUCAUGUUUCCUUGCAAGCUCUGAGGAUAAUACACUUAGUCUGUUUCAUCUGCCACAAGAUGGAGGGGAUUCCAAUGGCUAUGGAGUGCCAGUCCCUGAAGAAGAUUCGUAUGGUGCGAGUCUUCUUGUGAAUGAGGGUGAAUCUGUCUAUGAUUUCUGUUGGUAUCCUUACAUGUCAGUCUCAGACCCUUUAACAUGUGUCUUUGCUACGUCCACUAGAGACCAUCCGAUACAUCUUUGGGAUAGUACUUCUGGUGAGCUUCGGAUCUUUGCUGGUUACAACAGCUCCAUCAGAGUGUUUGAUCUUCAUCGUCCUGGAAGAGAUUUUGGGCAAUAUUCAACUCUACAGAAAAACAAAGAGGGCCAAGCAGGUAUAUUAUCAACUCUUGCUUUCUCCCCAACUAAUUCUGGAAUGUUGGCUGUGGGAUCUUACGGGCAGACUACUGGGAUUUACAGAGAAGAUAACAUGGAGCUAUUGUAUGUUUUACAUGGUCAAGAAGGCGGUGUUACGCAUGUCCAGUUUUCAAAGGAUGGGAACUAUUUAUAUACAGGAGGUCGCAAGGAUCCUUACAUUCUUUGCUGGGAUAUUCGGAAAUCUGUUGAGAUAGUCUAUAAAUUGUACAGAGCAACUGAGAACACAAACCAGCGUGUAUUCUUUGAUAUUGAGCCAUGUGGUCGACAUUUAGCUACUGGUGGUCAGGAUGGGCUCGUUCACAUGUACGAUUUACAAACCGGAAACUGGGUUUCUGGAUAUCAAGCUGCUUCAGAUACCGUGAAUGCUUUCUCUUUCCACCCAUACCUUCCAAUGGCUGCUACAUCCUCUGGUCACAGACGUUUCGCAAUUCCUGAUGAUGACGACGAAGAUAAGAAGGAUCUUCAAUUAAAAGUUGAGUGGUUCUCGGAGAAUCUGUUUCUCAGUGAAGGAAGCAGAAGAAGAACAACAAUGGCGUUAAUGAAGAGAGGAUUCGUGAUGAACUCAAAUGGUAGAUUUCACGGCGAGGAAGAGGAAAUAGAGUUAGGGUUAGGAUCAGUGAGGUUCACGAGAGGAUUAGGGAGGAAAAGGAUUUUGAUUUCGAGUAGUGUUCGUGAAUCUCUAUCUAGAUCGGCCGUUGAGAUUCCGGUAGCACCUGAAUCGCCGCCGGUGAAGAGUUCGUUGAAGAGACAACGAAGCAGAACAAUGAUUUCUUCUUCUUCGUCCUCUGAGAAAUCUCCCCUUGAAUCUCUGCCUCAAGAACUCUUGAUUCGAGUGAUUUGUGGUGUUGAUCAUGAGGAUCUGAAGAGUCUAAAACUUGUAUCUAAAUCAAUCAGAGAAGCUAGUUUAGUAGCCAAAAAGUUACAUUUUGCGUACACAACACCGAAAAAGACUCGAGCUUUUCGAAACUCUAUUAUUCUCGAGGAAAUUUUGGAUUCGAGCCAUCAAGAGGACAAUAAUGAGCCACCUAACGCACCGAAGCACUAUCGAUGGACCAAGGCUAAGAGGAAAGAGCAACUCUCUAGCGUCUCUGUGGCAUUGUUUACUUGAAAGUGUUAUGUGUAAAUGGUUUGAUUCUAGUGGCUAAGUGUUUGUUUACAUGCUUUGACUACUAUGAAUUUCUCAGAUUAGUCUGCAUUUUGAUUCAGAAGAACUUAGUGUUAGAGAUGAUUUUUGUAUAUAAAUUCAUUUUGCGUAC
Molecule: messenger RNA, 1886 nt
Organism: Arabidopsis arenosa
Lineage: Eukaryota; Viridiplantae; Streptophyta; Magnoliopsida; Brassicales; Brassicaceae
Source: the annotation of a GenBank genome assembly